AUGCGCAGCAAGCAACAACCCAGGCCCUCCUUCCGGUGGCCGCAGCAACGCGGCGAUAACGUUACCGGGGAGGACGGCGUCGAAGGCACAGGUCCUGGAACGGAACUCCAGGCUGAGGAGGGUGACUGUGUUGAUGAGGAUGGACCAAGUAGUCCGAGUGAAAGGGGCUGCCCACCAGUUACCAAGGAGGAUGAAGAGGCCGAUGGAACGGAUGACGAUGAUUCAGAGCAGAGUCCGUCAACACCACCACCAUUAGCCUCAAUGAGGUUAAAUCCUACUGCCCUGAGAGAUACAGGACCACCCGACAGGGAGCCAAUGAGUCCGCGUUGUCCUUCACGGGAUUCGCGGGAAUCGUCCGGUCCAGCAGCCGGAAGUCCCCCACCUCAGGCAACUCGCAGCAGCACGAGUCCAAUUAGUCCGAGCAGCAUUGUGCCUGUACCCCUCGGUAGUCACCCCCUACUGCCCUCCCACUCUGCCGCGGUUAUGGCAGCCUACAUACAGCAAACCCACCAGAGAUUCCUCCUGGGUCACUCGCCCCUCUCGGCCCGAGGAUCGGUAUCACCACUGGUAUCGUCAUCCUGCUCACCACCCGCCGCAACUCCGGGUAUCCUCGUGUCCCCCGCGAGUACCGGAGAAGUUUCGCCAACCGCGACACCCCUCCCCGUGGUGUUGGACUUCAGCACGCGGAAGGCGUCGUCCGCCGAUGAAGACGAUGACGAGCAAAUUCUGAACCUCAGCAAACCGCCAACACCCUCGUCCUCGAAUGAAACUAACAACGGGCCCCUGGAUCUCUCGGUGUCGAGUAGGAAGCGGCCGUCUCGGGAGGACGAGUCGCCCCCACCGCCACCGAGAAAAUCCUCUCGACUCGGAUCAAUCGCCCCAGCUCAUCAAGACUCGCCGGCUAAUGCUUUUGGACGACCACCCGUCGUAUCUCCGUGGAGUUCUCCGGUCGUCGCCUCACACCUUCCGUACUUUGCCGCAGCUGUUGCUGCGGCUACUAGUCAACAACAAUUAUCGCCCAAGAGCACACCCAGUGUAGAUCCCCAUCAAUUAUGGAACGGCAAAAUGAAACCACCUGUGAUGGACAAGUCCUACCAGCCCAGUGAAGCGACCAAAGCACUCGAGAAGAUGAGUGAACUCAGUAAACUCGGUGGCGACGAGCUCUACAGGUCGUCGUCAGGUGGCUCCAGUGGUAAUUCCGGUGGUAACAAUCCAAGUGGAGCGUCAGGAAGUCGACACAGCGCAUGGCAGUCUCACUGGCUCAACAAAGGUGCUGAUCAAGCGAAGGACGUACUCAAAUGCGUGUGGUGUAAACAAAGUUUCCCAACGCUGGCCGCGAUGACGACGCACAUGAAGGAGGCGAAACACUGCGGUGUCAAUAUGCCUGUCAACAUGCCGUCCUCUGGACUGCAGCCACCCUCGAUAUCGUCGAUGCCACAGCAGCAGCAGCCCUCCCAUCAACCACCUCAAUCCCAGGGAGGUAACGCGACGCCAAGUAGUAAACAAAGUCCGUCUGAGCUGAACCUCCUCAUCAAGGAGACGAUGCCGUUGCCCCGGAAACUAGUUCGCGGACAGGACGUGUGGUUGGGCAAGGGUGCUGAACAGACGCGGCAGAUUCUCAAGUGCAUGUGGUGUGGUCAGAGCUUCCGAUCUCUCGCUGAAAUGACCUCCCACAUGCAGCAGACACAGCAUUACACCAACAUCAUAUCCCAGGAGCAAAUCAUCUCCUGGAAAUCGUCGGACGAUAGUAAGGGUGGCAGUGGUGGGGGAUCUGCUGGGAUUGGGUCCACGGGUGGGUCCACAGGUGGUCCGGGAUUACCCCCAGGAGGCGGGGGCGGACAGCACGGGGGCAACACCGGUGGCCCGCCUGGUGGCGCCACCAGCAGUCACGUGAGUGCUGUAUUAACCUGCAAAGUUUGUGAUCAAGCCUUCAGCUCGUUGAAGGAACUCAGUAAUCACAUGGUGAAGAACUCCCACUACAAGGAGCACAUCAUGCGCUCGAUUACCGAGAGCGGGGGUCGACGAAGACAGACCCGGGAGAAGAGGAAGAAGUCUCUGCCGGUGCGGAAACUCCUCGAGCUUGAGCGAGCGCAGAAUGAAUUCAAAAACGGUGAUUCCGCGGCAGGACUUGCUCACAGCCUUGGUAAACACGCUGGGAGGAUAACGUGCGAAAAGUGUGGGGAUAAAAUCGAGACCACGGUGUUUGUCGAGCAUAUACGUCAGUGCAUAGGAUCGGGAGCGGUGGGUGUCAAUCAACGUAAUUUCCUCAAGAAUGCGCUGAUGUCCAAUCACAUGACUCAAGUGCUCACUGAGAGCGGUAGAAAGAGCGUGAAUGAGGAGACGUCAUCGGUGUCAUCGAGACAUCACCGAUCGCCGUCGUCGGCGAGUGACGCCACAACACCGGGUAAAGAGGCUCCCACCGCCAGUGCCAAUGAAACGACAAACAGCACAUCCUCACCAUCUGUACUUAACGCGAUUGAAAAGCUCAUUGAGAAGAGCUUUGACUCACGCGUGAGACACGGAACCCCGGGCUUGCAUCACGCCCAGCCGGGGGCGCCGAUAGGCUCGAGUAUCCUCAAGCGUCUGGGCAUCGACGAGAGCGUGGAUUACACAAAACCUCUCGUCGAUCCGCAAACGAUGAAUCUACUGAGGAAUUAUCAGCAGCAGCACUACAACUCCGCGAACGCAACGAGACGGGAGAGAAGUGGGAGCGAAUCGAGCUCGAUAUCAGAGAGGGGUAGCAAUCGAACAGAUACACUGACACCGGAGAGACGUAUGGACUUGUCCAUGAGUCACGACAGACUGUCGACAUCGUCGCAUCGUCAGCGAUCGACACCGGACAAGCAGAGCACAACACCCAGUCGUCACUCGCUGCCGGAAGAAUCCGGUGACGAGGAGUCUGUUAUCGUGAAGAAGGAGCCACACGACGACGAUGGCGAGCAGUCAAUAACCAACGAGGACGAUCCCCAAGCCCCUCGGGACGUGGUGGUGAAGAAGGAACUGGUGGACGACACCAGGGAGGACGAGGCGACGUCGCCCUCUUACAACUGCCAUCCGCGGAUUCAUGAAGGAAUCGACGAGACUAGGGAAGCGGCGUCGCCCCAGGUGAACCCUUCCACUCCGAGACCACCAAGCCAGCACGAUCAACCCCCUGUCCCGCCGUCAAGAAGUCCCUGCAGAAACAGCACGAGUAGUCCAGCCAGUAGUGACCGUUCAGUGACCCCUCGGGGCACCCCGGACACCAAGGCAUCCAGCAGCCUUGGCGCUCUCUCCUCGAUGUUUGAUAGCCUUUCAGGUGGCACUGGUGCCAACGCCAACUCCGACUCGCAGAGUCGCAAGACCAGUAGCCACCCCCUCGCAGCUCUGCAAAAGCUCUGUGACAAGACUGAAACCCGAGUGCCCAGUGGUUCUGGCAGCUCAAGAUCGGCAGGCAGCAGUGGCCAAAGUAUUUCCACCAGUGGGAGCGCAAGCUCUGGGGGCUCCGGCCAAAGUGGUGGCCCAACACCAGGUGCCAUUCUGGCCUUCAGUUGGGCUUGCAACGACGCCGUUGUCACUGCUGACUCCAUCAUGAAGUGCGCAUUCUGCGAUACGCCUUUCAUAUCGAAAGGCGCCUACAGGCAUCAUCUCUCGAAGAUGCAUUUCGUCAAGGACGGCGUCAUUCCGGAUCCCCUGACGAUCGGCAGAUCAGCUGCGGCUGCGGCAGCCGCGGCCGCAGCAGCCGCUGCUGCGGUCGCUGCUCAGUCGUCGUCCGGAGCCAGUCACAGCGCUGCAUCACCACCUAGCUCACAGCACAAUAAGUCACCACCUGUACAACAGGUAAAUGGCAGCCCAUCUCAACCAUCGGCCUCUCCUCUCGAGGAGAGCCCCCACUCAAAGUUUCUCAAGUAUACGGAGCUAGCGAAACAAUUGUCUAGCAAAUACGUAUAG
This is a messenger RNA of Diachasma alloeum, 3927 nucleotides long. It is a transcript of the gene tio, whose product is annotated as protein tiptop. The transcript is spliced from 3 exons. Gene Ontology annotation, biological process: regulation of transcription by RNA polymerase II. Gene Ontology annotation, molecular function: DNA-binding transcription factor activity, RNA polymerase II-specific; DNA binding. Bases 1 to 3927 code for a protein of 1308 amino acids. Lineage: Eukaryota; Metazoa; Arthropoda; Insecta; Hymenoptera; Braconidae. The record is from RefSeq and is a predicted model, not a curated record. Gene Ontology annotation, cellular component: nucleus.